Marmota monax (woodchuck) is the source of this 2495-nucleotide messenger RNA. It is a transcript of the gene Pla2g4d, whose product is annotated as phospholipase A2 group IVD. Bases 19 to 2475 code for a protein of 818 amino acids. The record is from RefSeq and is a predicted model, not a curated record. Lineage: Eukaryota; Metazoa; Chordata; Mammalia; Rodentia; Sciuridae. Gene Ontology annotation, biological process: glycerophospholipid catabolic process. Gene Ontology annotation, molecular function: calcium-dependent phospholipid binding; calcium ion binding. Gene Ontology annotation, cellular component: cytosol. The transcript is spliced from 20 exons.
GGAGUUGAAAGGAUUGGCAUGGAGAGCCUGUCACCUGAGGGACGACCUGACCAUCCUCACCAGGGGGAGGCCUCAGCAUGCUGGCAGCUCACUGUAACCGUCCUGGAGGCUCGGCGGCUGCGUGGACAUGACCUGUUGAGUGAGGCAGACCCAUAUGUGAUCCUGCAGCUGCCAACCAUUCCUGGAACAAAGUUCAAGACCAAAACAGUCACCAACUCCAGUCAUCCUGUAUGGAAUGAGACCUUCAGUUUCCUUAUCCAGAGUCAGGUCAAGAAUGUUCUAGAGCUGAGCAUCUGUGAUGAAGACUUAAUCACGAAGGAUGACGUCUGCUUUAAGGUUUUCUAUGAUGUCUCAGAAGUCCUCCCUGGCAAGCUGCUUAGGAAAACCUUCUCCCUGGAUCCCCAGAGACAGGAAGAGUUGGAUGUGGAGUUCCUGAUAGAAAAAAUGUCCAGCUAUCCAGAAAACCUCAUCACCAACAAUGUCCUUGUGGCCCGAGAGCUAUCAUGCCUGAAUAUCUGCCUGGACAGAGCAGGGAGUACAGCACUGACUGCAGGACAGGACAAACUGGAAUUGGAGCUGGUGCUGAAGGGGUCAUAUGAGGACACACAGACAUCCACCCUGGGCACAGCCCCUGCCUUCCGCUUCCACUACCUGGCAGCCCAAGAUGCAGAGCUGAGUGGGCACCUGAGGAGUUCCAGAAGCAGUGGAUCGAAUUCAGACAACUCAGCUGGGCACCUCACUGUGCCCUUGAAGUCCUUGGCCAUAGGGAAAGAGGUGACCAUCAAUGUUCCUACAACAAAUGCUCCAGGAGUGAGGUUGCAGCUCAAGGCAGACAGCUGCCCUAAGGAACUGCCUGUUCGCCUGGGCUUCGAUCUGUGUGCUGAGGAAGAGGCCUUCCUGAGCAGGAGGAAGAAAGUGGUGGCCAAGGCCCUGAAGCAGGCCCUGCGAUUGGACAGAGACCUGCAGGAGGAUGAGGUCCCUGUUGUGGGCAUCAUGGCUGAAGGAGGAGGGACCCGUGCCAUGACCUCCCUCUACGGCCACCUAUUGGCUCUGCAGAAGCUGGGUCUCCUGGACUGUGUGACCUACCUCAGUGGCAUAUCAGGCUCUACAUGGGCGAUGGCCCACCUGUACUGGGAUCCUGAGUGGUCGCAAAAGGACCUUGAGGGACCCAUCAGCCAUGUCCGGGAACAUCUGACCAAGAGCAAGCUGUCAGCCUUCUCCCCAGAGCACCUGGAGAUCUAUCGCAGAGAGCUGCAGCUGCGGGCUGAGCAGGGCCACUCCACCACAGUUGUGGACCUGUGGGCCCUGGUGCUGGAGUCCAUGCUGCAUGGCCAGGUUGUGGAUCAGAAGCUGUCAGGACAGAGAACAGCACUGGAGCGUGGUCAGAACCCUCUACCUCUUUACUUGAGCCUCAAUGUCAAAGAGAACAAUCUGGAUACUUUCGAAUUCAAGGAGUGGGUUGAGUUCUCCCCCUAUGAGGUUGGGUUCCUGAAGUAUGGAGGUUUUGUCCCUCCUGAGCUCUUUGGUUCCAAGUUCUUCAUGGGGCAACUGAUGAAGAGGCUCCCUGAGUCCCAGAUCUGCUUUCUAGAAGGUAUCUGGAGCAAUAUUUUUUCCCUAAACUUGCUGGACACCUGGUAUGGCCUCACCUGCUCUGAGGGGGACUGGAAGCAGCACAUUAAGGACAAGAUCCAGAACGUAGAGAAGGCACCUGUAGCCUCCUCUGCAACCUCCUCAUGGAUGGAGUCCUCCUGGCUGAAGUCUGGAACAGCACUGGCCCAGGCAUUUAAGGGCUUCCUGACUAACAGGCCACUCCACCAGUGUGAGGCCAACUUCCUCCAUGGCCUCCAGCUACACCGGGACUACUGCAACCAGAAAGACUUCUCCACCUGGGCAGACUUCCAGCUAGACCCCAUCCCCAGUCGACUGACCCCCCAGGAACCCCAGCUCUGCCUGGUGGACCCGGCCUACUUCAUCAACACCAGCUUUCCUUCCUUGCUCCGGCCCGGUCGCAGGAUGGACCUCAUACUCUCCUUCAACUGCUCCCUAAACUCACCCUUCGAGGCGCUGCAGCAGUCGGAGCUGUACUGCAGGGCCCGGGGGCUGCCCUUCCCCCAUGUGGAGCUCAGCCCUGAGGACCAACUCCAACCCAAAGAGUGUUACCUCUUCUCAGACCCCACCUGCCCCGAGGCCCCUGUCUUGCUGCAUUUCCCGCUGGUCAAUGUUUCCUUCAAGGACUACUCAGCUCCCGGUGUCAAGCGCAGCCCUGCAGAGAUCCCUGCUGGCCAAGUGGAUGUCACCAAGGACACCUCCCCCUAUGCCCUGUGCAACAUGACCUACAAGAAGGAAGACUUCGAUGGUCUGCUGAGGCUCAGUGACUACAAUGUGCAGAACAGCCAGGCUGCCAUCCUGCAGGCCUUGAGGACUGUUCUGAAGCGCAGGGCCCCUGAGGCCAGGCCUUCAAAGGCACAGAUGUAAGACUGCUCAGGAACCCCAAG